AGCAAGAAAUGCCAGAAAAGGAAGACGUCUUUCGUCUGCAGAUAUAAAGCCGUGGAGGAGUGUGGCUGUGGAUGGAGACGAUGGCCGUCAUGUUUGUGCUGCUUUUCUUCAUGGGGGGGGCUGCUGGUUCCCAUAUUGUCGGAGGCAGAGAUGCAGCCCCCCACUCACGCCCUUACAUGGCAUCGCUGCAGGUCAGGGGUCAGCACAUCUGUGGGGGGGCGCUGGUCAGGGAGGACUUUGUGCUGACUGCGGCUCACUGUGACUUGCCCAUACCUUUCACCGUUGUGCUCGGGGCAGACUUGUUGCAAGAGAAUGAGCCAUCGAGGCAGACCUUCAGGGUUCUCAGAUCCAUUCCACAUCCAAACUACAAUGAGCUGUCCAACGACAUCAUGCUUCUGAAGCUUGAUGGCAGAGCUCGGCUGACUCCAGAGGUGCAGGUCAUUCCUCUGAAGUCAGGAACAGUGGGACCAGCGAGCCAGUGCAUUACAGCUGGCUGGGGGGACAUCGGGGACAACAGGACCAUAGCAAACCGGCUGCAGGAAGUUGAUGUCACCAUUCUGGCUCAGAGGACAUGCAGACAGAGAUGGGGAAACGUUCGUGUCCUGAGGUCGAUGGUUUGUGGUGUUGGGGCCCGCAGCUUUCAGGGCUUCUGCUCGGGGGAUUCUGGCGGCCCAAUGAUUUGUGACGGAGAGGCAGCGGGCAUUGUGUCUUUUUCUGGGCGUCGAUGUGGAGAUCCCAGCACCCCUGACGUCUACACCCGGAUCUCCUCCUUCAGGUCUUGGAUCAUAACCCAGUUCAACAACAACUAGAAUAAAGAAGAUUGUUUAGUCCUGUUAAUGCACAACAAUUCCUAAAAUAUUGAUGUUGGUUUCUCCGUUUUGCAUUUUUACUUUCUACUUCAAUCACUUUGGUUCUGUUCACUCUUUGUGGUCAAACUUUGAGCCAGUUUUGUCAUUUUUUUAACACCUUCAUUCAUUUCUAUUGUUUAGCCUUAAACUUCAUCCCUUUAAUCUGUAAAUGCUCCUGAUGCUCCUCGUCAUCAAGAUCAUUUUGAGUUUCAGAAGAUUUUUGCAUCUUUAUGCUUAAAUAUCAUGAAACUUGCUGCACAGAACAGCUCAAAAAGAUGUUUUGUUUCCAAAUACAAACAUUUUCUACACAAAUCUAUAAACUGUAAUUGAAUACACAAUUUUUGAUUAGUUAUAUUUGAUAAGGCUCAUAUGACCUAAAUGUUUCUUUAACUAGUUUAAAAAGAUAUCUUUCUGGGUUCCUACAAUAACAAAUAUAUUGUUUUAAAUGUGUGUAGGAGGUGUAGAACCAUCUCUUGGUCACCAUAAUGUUAACCUCUAUGUAUAAAUAACCUGCAUCAAAGGUUGUACAUAAACAAAUCUAGCUUUCCUUGUUGUAGCUUUUAUUGUUAUUUGAUUUAUUUGUUAUAUUUAACUUUUUGCAUCGUUUUUUUGGGGUCGUGGGAGGUGCUGUUUGUCUGUCUGAAAGAAACCCAUCAUGAUCUGUGUAAACCAUUGAGAUGGAGAGUCUGGAUCAGAACCUACAAAGUCCUCGUCACCUCCCUCAUGUCUGACCUGUGACUCCGGUACAGAAUAAAUAAUGUCAUCUUAAAAUUACUUUUUUUUCUUUGUUUUUUUUCUGCCUCAACCAUGCAUUCAAUAAACAGUUUGUGAA
Messenger RNA from Oryzias latipes (Japanese medaka), 1680 nucleotides. RefSeq names its product duodenase-1. Gene Ontology annotation, biological process: proteolysis. Lineage: Eukaryota; Metazoa; Chordata; Actinopteri; Beloniformes; Adrianichthyidae. Gene Ontology annotation, molecular function: serine-type endopeptidase activity. The record is from RefSeq and is a predicted model, not a curated record.